Molecule: messenger RNA, 1717 nt
Organism: Haliotis rufescens (red abalone)
Lineage: Eukaryota; Metazoa; Mollusca; Gastropoda; Lepetellida; Haliotidae
Product: betaine--homocysteine S-methyltransferase 1-like
Exons: 7
Coding region: 95-1153 (352 amino acids)
Molecular function (GO): methyltransferase activity; zinc ion binding
Source: RefSeq, a predicted model, not a curated record
CACGUGAACAAUUUGCACGCUGAUUACUCAUGGUUCGUAAUACUUGGUGCCGUGAAGACAGUGAUAUCCUUAUAGCUGUCGAGGCACAGUCAACAUGUCGAAGCAAGGUUUGGUUGAGCGGCUGGCAAAUGGCGGCGACCUGGUCGUGGCGGAGGGCUACCUGUUUGAGUUUGAGAGGAGAGGCUACCUCAAGGCUGGAGCAUAUGUUCCCGAGGUUGUACUGGAACACCCUGACUUGGUGCAGAGUCUCAGUGAGGAGUUUGUCCAUGCAGGCAGCGAUGUGGUCCUAGCCUUUACGUACUAUGGCCACCGAGAAAAGAUGAGAUUUACUGGAAGAGAGGACCAACUGGAAGCUCUCAAUGUCCAGGCGUUGAAGAUAGCCCGACAGGUGGCCGACGACACGGGGACGUUGAUGGCGGGGAAUAUCUGCAACACGACUGUCUUCAGACGGGACAGCCAGACGCACAUCGAGCAGGCCGAGGCCAUGUUUAAAGAGCAGGUGGAGUGGGCGGUGCAGGGAGGGGCUGACUUCAUCCUGGCGGAGACAUUCAGCGAGUACCCCGAGGCAAGACUAGCCAUCGAUUGCAUCCAAAAAUAUGGCCAAGGUAUUCCAGCAGUAGUCAACAUAGUUCCCCACAUUAGUAAGCUCACAUUUGACGGACAGACCUUCGGUGCCGCAUGUCGUCAGCUGGAGGAGGCAGGAGCGGCAGCUGUAGGCGUCAACUGUUGCCGAGGUCCGGGGUCGAUUAUCCCUGUGAUAAAAGAGAUUCGCCAGGCGUGUAAGGGUCCCAUUGCUGCUCUGCCAGUUCCGUACAGGACAACUCCGGACUUCCCAUCCAUGCAAUCACUCCGUGAUCCAUUCUCAGGCAAGCAAGCCUUUCCUUAUGACCUGCCAGCGUUUGUGUGUGGCCGGUCUGAGAUAUAUGCCUUCGCAAAGGAAGCCAAGGAGAUUGGGGUGCAGGUUAUAGGCCUGUGUUGCGGGAACAGCGCCCACCAUACACGGGAAGUAGCCCAAGCGUACGGCCGCACACCGCCGGCAACAAGAUACUCUCCCGACAUGAGUCAGCACUACGUGUUUGGGAAGAACAAAGCCUUUUCAGACUACUUUCAGAAGGGCCUCAAGCAAGAAUUGGUUUUUGGCGCCUCGGAGUAGUUGGGGCGCUGGGCUGUACUGGCAGUUCCCCUGCUGGAAUGCUGCAGCCUUGAUGUCUCUGUCAUACAAAUACUAAUACUCUAAAAUAAUUGCCAGUUUGCUAAUAUGCAAAGAUAAGUGUUAAUACUAUGCUGUACUAUAUACUAAGUAUAUGGAAAAGAAGUAUAUUAGCUUACAGAUUGAUCAAUCGUCUAACUGAGUACUCAACAAAUCACUCUCUCCACUGUACUCCCUAUGAAACCGCUGUCAAUGUGAAUAAUUUGGUAUGUCGCCACAACUUCUAUCAAGAACGCAACGAUUGUAAGAAUGAAUUUGAAGUUGAAAUUGAUUUAGGUUUCAUUGAAGAAUAUGUGAAAUAAGUAUGUAAAUAAGUCGACCUGAUUAAAAUUACACUGUGCCUAAUAUAGUUUUUGGACUUGCAUGUGUUUUAAACGUACUUAGAUCCCUGAGUAAUCAGAAUGGGUACAUUACAUCAUUUAAGAUUAAAUAUGCUGGUGGAAAGAAAAAACGAUGUAUGUGAUGUAUGUUUGUUAUUUUUAUCAAUUAAUAAAUUGUUAUACAUCA